CGCGCCCGAACAACGGUCACCUGACUCAGCCUGGGAGGCGCGAUGGCGGCGCCCGUGCUGCGAGGCGCACGGGCCGUUCGCUGCUGGUCCCUCGGCGUCGGUCCGCGCCGCACCAGAGCGCUUUUUGCCGAGUCUGUGUCGGGCCGGGGGAGCAGGCGGAGCUCCGCGGCGGCGCGGGAGCCGAGGCCGGGUGCACAUGAAUGGGCAGCUGUGGUGGGUCUGGAAAUUCAUACCCAGAUCUCUUCCAAUUCAAAACUCUUCUCUGGAUCUCAAGUUACCUUUUUAGCACCCCCUAAUUCGUUGGUUUCUUUUUUUGAUGCUUCCCUACCCGGAACAUUGCCGGUUCUCAACAAGAGAUGUGUGGAGGCAGCCGUGAUGACAGGCCUGGCCCUGAACUGCACUGUAAACAAGAAGUCUUUAUUUGACAGAAAGCACUACUUCUACGCAGAUCUCCCAGCCGGAUAUCAAAUCACCCAACAAAGGCUUCCCAUUGCUGUGAAUGGGAGCCUGACAUACAACCUGGGUGGGGGAACCCAUUGGAGUCCAUCAGCUACCAAAACAGUGAGAAUCAAGCAGAUCCAAUUGGAGCAGGACAGCGGCAAGAGCCUUCACGAUGACACGAGGUCCCAGACGCUCAUCGAUCUGAACCGGGCAGGAGUCGGCCUUAUGGAGGUUGUCAUGGAGCCCGAUAUGUCCUGUGGGGAUGAGGCAGCGACAGCCGUCAGAGAACUUCAAUUGAUUCUUCGGACUCUGGGGACCAGCCAAGCAAAUAUGGCAGAGGGCCAGUUGAGAGUGGACGCUAACAUAUCUGUGCAUCAUCCUGGGGAGCCUUUUGGAGUUAGGACUGAAGUGAAGAAUCUCAACAGCAUAAGAUUCUUGGCCAAAGCAAUAGACUAUGAAAUUAAGAGACAGAUUGAAGAACUUCAGAAUGGAGGCAAAAUUCUGAAUGAAACGCGAGCAUUUGAUGAGAAACUUGGGUGCACUGUGUCAAUGAGGGAUAAAGAAGGAAAGCAAGACUACCGGUUUAUGCCAGAGCCCAAUCUUCCCCCAUUGAUCCUAUAUGAUGCUGAGUCCCUGCCUGUGGCUGCAGACCCCCAGCAAGUGGUAAAUAUCGAUUGGAUUCGAGAGAGGCUUCCCGAGCUCCCCAGCGUGACCAGACAGAGGCUUGUUGAACAGUACGGGAUUUUGCCUGAACACAGCUUCGCCCUAUUGAAUGAGGAUGGACUAUUGGAGUUCUUCCAAAAUGUGGUGAAAGAAACUAGAACAGAACCCAAAAAAGUGAUUGGUUGGAUUCUUACCACUUUUCUGGGUUAUUUAAAGCAACAGAACCUUGCUGUCAGUGAGAGUCCCAUCUCACCUUCUUUGUUGGCUGAGCUUCUCAACCUUCUGGACCGCAAAGCCAUCUCCGUGCCCGCAGCUCAACAAGUCUUUGAGGAAUUGUGGCACAACAAAGGGAAGACGCCGGGCCAGAUCAUUCGAGAGAAGAAGCUUGAGCUGCUCCAGAACCAAGAGGAGCUGGAAGAGAUCUGCCAGGCCGUGCUGGACAAGCAUCCUCAGGAGGUCACGGCAGUGAAGAAGGGAAACCAGAAAGUUGUGAAUAAACUGAUUGGUUUGGUCCGAAGGGCAACACAAGGACGAGCAGAUCCGGGCAGGAUAAAGCAGAUCCUGGAGAAGCAGCUGCAGUGAGCAGCUCUGGGGCCACCCCCCCCCAACAUGAACACGAGGAAAGCAAACUGGUAUGGACUGUGUUCCGGACACCUUUCCUGGGACCUCAAGGCCACAGGCUCUGAUCUCAAGCAUCUUAUUGCCUCCCAAGCCAACCAGGAGCUCACCGGGCCCACCACGGUGCUCUGGCCGCCAGAGUUCCCACCCCUCCUAGACUGGACAAAAUUGUCUUUCCCUCCACACCAGGUCCCCGCGACCAAGAUGGGCAGGAAAUUCUCCACAGGAGAACAGAAGGUCUUACUCCUGUGUUUGUUUCUGUGCCAGUGGGAACUUCUGGGGUUUCAGUCAGAAAUGUAGCAGCAGCCGAAAAUCUCAGAUCCUCAAAUUCUGAAAUAAAUAAAUCAGGUUCAACGAUUUCAAAUGAUGUAACAGCUUUUCUCUUUAAAGGGGAAAAAAAAAGUAAAUCCAGGAACUCAAGCACUAUAUUUUUAGCACUAAAAAUUGGUUGGUUCAGGCAAAAGGAACUGCAGUUUCUGAUUGUGGUGAGAGGUGUGGGGGCAGGGAAAUGAUGGUAUCGCCCCUACCUACUCAUCAUCCCAUUAAUAAGGAUGCUUUGGUUCUCAGCACUGCAGAUUCGAGGAGCCUACAGCUUUGGACACAAAGUCUAACAGAGAUCAUAUUUUUUAAAAAGGCAACUAGAUGUUUUCAAAUAUUUUAAUGAAUAAAAUAUAUACUCAUGCUUCACAUUAAAAAAUUAACUUACAAUUCAAAUAUUGUGCAGAAGGCCCCAAAAAGCUGUAACAUUAGGUUGACUCAUUUUGUCUGGAAAGCAUAAUACUCUAAAUUAGCAAAUAGAGACCUUGACCUUUUAAAGUAAUUAUCGUGCACUAAACUUGACAUCCACAUGAAGGCCUCCUUGCUUUUAUUCAUGUUAUAUGACCAAUCACACCAUUUUAUCCACGCCGCACAGUAGGCCUCCUUUGGAUAUCUGUAACCUUUGAGCUGACAACCAGUCUUGUUUUAUUUUGUUUUGAAAUCACACAGGACAAAAACAAGAAAGCAAAAUCCUUCAGUGGCCCUAGUGUGCUACAAAACUUCAUCAGCCCUUGAUAAAAACAAGAUGUCUAAAAUACAGACACCUCCUUCUUUGUUCUUAGUGCUGUCCUAGGUACCAUGAGAAAUGUAUUGCCAGCCUCUCCCCCUGCCUUUCCAAUUUUCCAAAUACCCCUUGUUUGCAAGCAGAGGUGAUAGUUCCCUGAGAAAAAGUGGAGGGGUGGAAAAUAACCCCCUUACCUUUCAAAAAAGAGGAAUUGAUUCAUGCUGGCUGUAUUCUCAGUAUUAGAUGAGUAGAGAAGAAUGAGCAAGGAACCUCUUCAUUCUUGUAGUAGCUGUUUAGAAUUUUAAGAUUCUACCUCACGCAAAAGGGGAAAAAAAUUCACACAGCGUAUCCUACUUAAACACUGAAAACUAAAGGCCCUGAAAACAAACAAACAAAAAAAAAAAAACAUUUUUACUUUCUUCUGCUCUCCCUAGGAAAGCAAGUAACUCAGGUCUGAGUCUCUUUUCUCGCUCUAGAUUCUGUAAUUCCAUGAAUCACAAAUGAGAGGGGAAGGCAACCUCUUCCUUCUCUAACAAAUAGAAUUUUGCUCUUUGUGUCAAUGUUUCAGAAAAGGCCCUAACUUCUAGGAUAAUAAAAUUUGGCGAAGGCAUUUCAGGCUUUUUCAGAACUUAAGUCAAGUUAUUACUUAAUUAGGAUGGCAGCUCUAUCAAGAUUUUUUUCUUUUUAAACAGCAAACAUCUUUGUAAACCAUAUUAGAGAUUGAAGAUUCACAAUGAAAA
Messenger RNA from Sarcophilus harrisii (Tasmanian devil), 3504 nucleotides. RefSeq names its product glutamyl-tRNA amidotransferase subunit B (gene GATB). Gene Ontology annotation, molecular function: glutaminyl-tRNA synthase (glutamine-hydrolyzing) activity. The coding region runs from base 43 to 1686 and encodes 547 amino acids. Lineage: Eukaryota; Metazoa; Chordata; Mammalia; Dasyuromorphia; Dasyuridae. The transcript is spliced from 13 exons. Gene Ontology annotation, biological process: glutaminyl-tRNAGln biosynthesis via transamidation; mitochondrial translation. The record is from RefSeq and is a predicted model, not a curated record.